Argiope bruennichi is the source of this 1814-nucleotide messenger RNA. RefSeq names its product FMRFamide-activated amiloride-sensitive sodium channel-like. The transcript has 12 exons. The record is from RefSeq and is a predicted model, not a curated record. Gene Ontology annotation, molecular function: ligand-gated sodium channel activity. Bases 55 to 1740 code for a protein of 561 amino acids. Lineage: Eukaryota; Metazoa; Arthropoda; Arachnida; Araneae; Araneidae. Gene Ontology annotation, cellular component: membrane. Gene Ontology annotation, biological process: sodium ion transmembrane transport.
GCUAAGUCCAAAGAUGAAAAUUUCCAGAAGCAUUCCACUUCAGAUGUGAAAAAAAUGUCUUCGCCUAACGAUUUUCCGGAUGAAGAAAAUUUGAAAUCGAUUGCGUUGAAUCUUUUAACAAAAUCAUCCGUCUAUGCAGUAGCCCAACUCGUAUCAUCUAAUGGAAGUAGUCGAAAAAUUUUGUGGUUCGUAGUUCUUCUGGUGGGAAUAUUGGGUUGCUCUUAUGAAGUAUAUCGUUUUUUGACUCUAUAUUUCCAAUAUCCCGUUGUAAUCACCUUGGAAGUACAAAAUACUUGGAAACAAAACUUUCCAGCUGUGACUGUUUGCAAUUUAAACAGAAUACCUGUGUUCUAUUACGAUUGUCUGCUUAACCAAAACAAGUCAGUGGAAGAAUGUAUGGAUUAUUGUACAAGUAGGGGUGGAUAUCGUUCAGAGGAAACAUUUCGUCCCGUUCUCCCUUCAGCUAUAAAAAGAUAUGCUUCCUGCUCUAGUAAUUUUGAUGGAGUAUUCAGCAAGGAACGCUCUCAGUCUUUGCAAUUUCUGAAUCGUUAUUUGAGUUUAUCGAAGGAACAAAGAAGCAAGUUGGGACACCAAUCAGAAAACUUCAUUAAAACUUGCACCUUCAAUGGAGAAUCUUGCUCAAUCAGUAACUUCUCCAACUUCUUGAGUAUUGAAUUUGGAAAUUGUUUUACAUUCAAUGGAAAUUACGAAACCAAAGGAAAAACUCUACAGACACCUUAUAUUGGCCCAAACAGUGGAUUAGAAUUAACUCUGAAUUUAGAGGUUCAGGAUUAUAGUCCUAUAACACCAAGUAUUGGAGCACGAGUUGUUAUUCAUAAAUCAGAAUCCCAACCAAAUCCUGAGGACUACGGCAUCAACAUAAAUCCUGGAUCUGAAACAUCAGUAGCAAUCAGACAGACUUCCAUAUACCGUUUACCUCACCCAUAUAGAGACAAAUGCAGAAAUUAUGAAGAACAAGACUCAAUUUCUCCAAAGGAUCAAGAAGAUUGUAUUCGAAAAUGCAUGCAAAGUGCAAACUUACGCCGUUGUGGCUGUGUGGAUCCUUUUCUACCAUCGGAGCAAUCGUUUGACCUUUGUGACAUACAAAACCAGACAUCAGUAUGCUGUUUGGAUGAAGUUAUGAAAUCUCUUAGUAAAGAUGAUCCUCCUUGUCCAUGCCCUUUACCCUGCGAAUCUACGCGCUAUGAGAUGACUAUAUCAACAGCAUUAUGGCCAGCACGGAGUUUUUAUAAAGUGUUCCUGAAAACUGAAGAAGUUCCCAUGCCCAAUCCCUGUGAAAACGUCACUCGUAAAAAAGAGAAGGACGAUUCUAUUGAUAAAGCAGAUUCUUGGAGUAGACCGGAAGGACAACGAACACUUAGAAGACCUGUGAUCUUCCAACGUGGUAGAUAUAGAACAGCAACAAAUUGCACGGACAGGUGCAUCGAUGAAGAAGAACAAGAAUAUUUAACAAAAAAAAGUCGAAUAGCAAAGUUAAAAGUGUUCUACCAGACUCUUGAAAAAAGCUUUUACAAACAAGAACCUAUGUUCCAGGAAUCAGAAUUAUUUAGUCAACUUGGAGGCCAAAUGGGACUGUGGCUAGGUAUAUCUCUCGUGGCGUUAUUCGAAUGCAUCGAAAAUAUUUCUCACAUUCUACAUUACUGCAUAAAACGAUCCGGACUGAAAAAGAAGAGGGUAGACAACUAUUGUUUGCAACCAGAAAGGUCUGUUAGAGUCUGAAUAUAGGCACAACUACCUCAAUAUUAUCCACUACUGACAAGUUUUAAAAAAUCCAAGAUAGUCAUAGUUCUUCA